Aspergillus glaucus CBS 516.65 is the source of this 534-nucleotide messenger RNA. RefSeq lists its product as uncharacterized. The transcript has a single exon. The annotation marks the transcript as partial. The record is from RefSeq and is a predicted model, not a curated record. NCBI's taxonomy places the organism in Eukaryota, Fungi, Ascomycota, Eurotiomycetes, Eurotiales, Aspergillaceae.
AUGGCCCCCCGAAAGGCCAAGAUGGCACCAGUUACCCAGGUGCCAACCCCACAAACUAUCCAGCAUGAUAGCCACCAACAGGCUGAUUCAAUGGAUAUUGACGACCACACAACGCCUACUCCAGGUGAUUACCCCGUCGACGAGACGACUACUCAGGGAGGAUUCCCUGACGACACACCAUCGACACCGAUUCGAGGGGGGGACCAAUCAAGCCCCCAGCCUCAGGAACAAGACUUUCAUCGGGCAAAGGCUCUGGAAAGGCCUCAAGUGUCUGAAAGGCCUGAGCAGUCUACCCAAGCUGCUCAACGACCUGCUAAGAAGUCUAGCCACGACCUCAUUGCGGAAUUAUGGCGCAGACUUGAGCAGAAGGAUGAGGAGAUGUCAAAACUCCGCCAGGCACAGAUGAAUGCCAACACAUCCUCCACAGACUCCCGCCUAGCUGAUCAGCUGUCCAAACUGUUUGAGCAAAAGGAUAGCCAAUCAAUGCUGGAUAGGGAAGAACAACGCCUGAGACAGCUCGCACAGACAUAUUGG